Molecule: messenger RNA, 1748 nt
Organism: Oncorhynchus nerka (sockeye salmon)
Lineage: Eukaryota; Metazoa; Chordata; Actinopteri; Salmoniformes; Salmonidae
Product: EEIG family member 2-like
Exons: 11
Coding region: 137-1354 (405 amino acids)
Source: RefSeq, a predicted model, not a curated record
CGAGCCCGAAGACUUCCUCCGCGGCUGACUGUAGCACGAAUAUUGUCAUUCACCAAUCAUCGCCGCUGCUAUGGGGGUGUAAAAAGGACUGACAUCCAUAGAAGAAAGACACAUUAUCAGGCUAAACUAACGGUUUAUGGAUUUCAUGAUGAUGAAGAAAAAGAAAUUCAAGUUUAAAGUGGAUUUCGAGCUGGAUGAGCUCUCUUCUGUCCCCUUUGUCAACGGUGUCCUGUUUUGUAAAGUCCGACUCCUUGAUGGUGGUUUCUCCGAGGAGUCGUCUCGGGAGCCGGUCCAUGCUAACUGUGUACGCUGGAAGAAGAGGUUCUCCUUCCCCUGUAAGAUGAGUGCCACCGCUGGGACGGGCGUGCUUGACCCCUGUGUGUGCCGAGUGUCUGUCAGGAAGGAGCUAAAGGGUGGGAAGACGUACGCAAAGCUUGGCUUUGCAGACCUAAACCUGGCUGAGUUUGCUGGUUCUGGGAACACGACACGUAGAUGUCUACUGGAAGGUUACGACACCAAGAACACCCGGCAGGACAACUCCAUACUCAAGGUUAUCAUCAGCACACAACUGAUGUCCGGGGACCCCUGUUUUAAAACGCCUCCUUCCACAGGCACAUUCAUUGGCGUCCAGGGAGAUGCAGAGAGCCUCCUGGAAGAGAGGAAGGGAGGGGACAACCAGAAGACCUUCAUGGAGAGCCGAGAAGGAAAGUGUCCCUCUGUUUCCGAUGAACUUGGGGGCUCCUGCCAUUCCCGAACAUCCAGCUACGCUAGUCAGCAGUCUAAAGUCUCAGGCUACAGCACAGGUCACUCCCGCUCCUCCAGCCUGUCAGAGUGUACCCAUCGCAGGAACACUUCUGUGGGCAGCGCUUCCACCGGCAUCGCCAGCAUCCUGGAGCCCUCUGACGACACUAGGGACACCAGGGACCAGAGGGAGAGCAGGGACCGGGAGAGGGGAGACAGGGAAGCCAGGAUGGGGAUGAUGCCCCCUACUGCUGGGGCGUCAGCCUGCACAGCCCUGCCUGAACACCCCACCCCCACCAGUACCAUUGGUUCCUGUACAGGCACUCCGGUGAAGAGCGCCUCGUCCUGCGAACGCCUCAACAGACACCUGGUGAAGCAAGGGUCCAUGGAGGGUCAGAUGAUGAGGGUGGAGGCAUCGAGGGUGGAUGCUGAUGACGUGGUGGAGAAGAUCCUUCAGAGUCAAGACUUCACCCCCAGCCUGCUGGACUCCAGCCAUGAAGAGGAAGGCCUGCGGUUGUUUGUCGGUCCCGGAGGAAGCACUGCCCUUGGAAGCCAUCACCUGCCUACCAGGGUUGGCGCUGGUGCAUAUGAACAGGUGGUGAUUAAACGUUAGGCCUAAACCCCACCAGGAGGAUGAGUGGCACAGCUGACAUCCAACAGAACCAUCAGUGGUUUUUAUCUUUAAUUCCAGCAAGCACAUUUUAUCCAACUGAACUGGCCUGUCAGAAAUGGACUGCAACAGCGCCCUCUGGUGUGCUUACAGACUAUGUGCACUGUCUGUUGUCCCCUGUUAGAUUAGCUCAGUGAAGUCAAGAAGAACAUCACCACGCCUCAAUCUGGGAAAGGAGUCAGACUAUUAAAAACUGCAGUUUGAGGUCACAGGAAAACAUGACCUUUUCAGCUGGAGAUCAAAGUGAUUUGGUUCUAUGUUUGUCCCCAGAAUGAAUGAAGCCUUUGCUGAAGAGGAUGAUGCCAUGCUUUUUCAAUACAUUCCCUAGUUAACGCUA